This is a messenger RNA of Nematostella vectensis (starlet sea anemone), 5180 nucleotides long. Its product is annotated as ras-specific guanine nucleotide-releasing factor 2. Gene Ontology annotation, cellular component: plasma membrane. Gene Ontology annotation, molecular function: protein binding; guanyl-nucleotide exchange factor activity. The transcript is spliced from 32 exons. Bases 458 to 4915 code for a protein of 1485 amino acids. Gene Ontology annotation, biological process: Ras protein signal transduction; positive regulation of GTPase activity. The record is from RefSeq and is a predicted model, not a curated record. Lineage: Eukaryota; Metazoa; Cnidaria; Anthozoa; Actiniaria; Edwardsiidae.
AAAUCUAUUUCAUUUGUACACACUUCACGGGAGAACAACGUGAGUUUUCUGAAAAACAAGUGAAUACGAAUACGAAGGUUGUAAUAUUCGCAAGUCAUGAGGCGUUUUAUCCCGUCCAUCCCCCCCACGGAAACACUUUAACCAGACCAGGUGUUGUGGACGAGAGACGAGUGUUUCUCUUAGGAUGCCUACUUAUGUGUGCAAAUGGCGAAAUAUUGGUCGCUGCAAAUACGGAUUAUAAUAUUAACCAGGCGAGCAGGCGGGCUGAGAUCUCCUAAAUGCACCGUACAUCAAGAACUAAGCUCACACAAGUACGUAUUACCCCAACAUGGUAAGCGAAUGAGAUUGCCGACUUUGUUUUGGUUUCGAACGAGCGAUCACGAGCUCUGACGGCAAUCGAGGCCGGGCCAAGUGCGGCGUUCUACUGGAAACGGAAUAGAUCGUACGAUAGUUUACAAUGCGCGCUUCCAUGCGAAUAUCAGACGAUCAAGUGAACCAUCUCGGUGCUUUAGCAAAGCAGAAUUUCACCAUGAGCGGCCAGUUGUAUUUGAAGGCUACAGACCCAGGCAAAUGGUACCUAAAGUGGGUAAAGCUAUACCAGAACUUUUUAUUUUUCUACGAUACAAAGGACACGGCAACAGUAACGGGACUUGUUCUUCUUGAGCAUUCAACAUGUGAGCGGAUCUGCGUGGUCAACGUUAGAGAUUUGGAGUGCCAGGACUUUAAUAAAGCAAAGGAAGAUCCAGGAAAAAAAGAGAAUUGUUUUGUUGUGAGCAUUCCCUAUGGCGAGAAGCAGCAGCAGUCCAUCACUUUGCGGUGCUCCACAGAUGUGCUAUGCAUGGCCUGGAUAGAAAACAUCAGGAAGUCAAGUUAUGCAGAGCUUAAACUUUGUAAAGAGGAGAUGGAGCAAAAAAGCAUCCACUUAACCCAAGUACUGGAGAGCGAAAGGACGGCAAAAUGGCAACUUAUGCAGCAGUGUGAAGAACAAGCAGACAUAAUAACCAGCCUUAGGGCAGAGGUUGCUAGUUUAAGGCGAGAGAAGAUAGACGGAAUAAAAGAAGAGGAAAGUGAAGAAAUCAAGAGCAUAAAAAAGGUCCAAAGCCUUAUCCGAGGAUGGCUUUGUCGUCGACGUUGGUACAACAUCGUGCAAGAUUACAUUAGGUCCCCGCACGCAGAGAGCAUGCGCAAACGGAACUACACUUGCUUCAAGCUGCUGGAGACAGAGAAGGAAUACCUGGAAAACCUCUCCACUUUAGUCUCGUGUUUCUUUAGACCCUUCAAAAUGGCUGCCAGCUCAAAAAGACCCCCAAUAUCACACGAAGAAGUCAGCUCCAUAUUUCUGAAUAGUGAGACGAUUCUAUUUCUGCAUCAAAUAUUUUUCAAAGGCCUCAAUACCAGAAUGGAGAGCUGGCCAACACUUGUACUUGGUGAUCUGUUUGAUAUGCUGCUCCCGAUGUUAAGUAUCUACCAGGAGUAUGUGCGCAAUCACCACUAUAGUUUACAGACGCUAACAGAGUGCAAGCAGCGAUCAGCAUUUAAUCGACUUCUGAAAGUGUACGAAGAAAAGCCGGUGUGCGAGGGACGGACGCUUGAGUCUUACCUCACCUUCCCAAUGCAUCGGGUCCCCACCUACAUCAUCACGCUGCACGAGCUUCUCGCCCUGACCCCUCACGACCAUGUUGAGCGGGGCGCCCUGGAAUACGCGCAAAGCGUGCUUGAACAGCUCUCCACCGUGAUGCAUGACGAAGUCAGCGAGACAGAGAACAUCCGGAAAAACCUGUCAAUCGAGAGACAGAUCGCGGAGGGCUGCGAAAUGCUGCUAGACGUCAAUCAGAUCUUCAUCAGACAAGGAAGCCUGAUCCAGAUCACGGAAAACCGUAAGGGCAAGUCCUUCGGCGGGAUUUCCCUCAAGUCAUCCGACACACGCAAGGAGAGUGUGCGCCAGUGCUUCCUAUUCUCGGGAUACCUGUUGCUGACGACGCGGUCAUCCAGCGGUCGGCUUCACCUGGGAAAGAACGGCGCCACCAUCCGUCUAGUAGACGCUACGCUUGUGGAUGACUGUUAUGAUGAAGGUGACGGCGAGCUGCUUUGUGGAGUUCGCUCAACGUCUGAGUGCAACGACAGCGAAGAGCUCUCUUUCCGUCUGAUCGUGCGACCGAAGGACAAGGGAGAAUCACCGCUGACCAUAACGCUGAUGGCACCGUCGCUCCAGGAGAAGGCCGCCUGGACAAGCGAUAUAAGUCAGUGUAUAGAGAACUUGACCCUUGCCGAGGAUGCGGAUACGGUCUCCGUGACGUCACGCCAGAGUUUGCACAGCGUCAGAUCUGACUCCCGUCUUUUCACCGACGACACAGAAAUAAAAUACUGCAAAGCGCUCAACUCCUGCAAACUUCCCAAGAUUCGAUACGCCAAACUUGAGCGUCUAUUCGAGCGGCUUCUAGACGUGCGCUUUUUGAGUAUCGACUUUCUGAACACGUUCCUGAUCACGUACCGUGUCUUCACGCACGCUACGAACCUCCUGGAUACGCUAGUCGCGUUUUACUACACGCGAAGCUCGAAGGAUUCACCAUCUGCGCUAAGCGACGUGUUCUCGCCGGGCGGACGCAAGACGCGUUCGGUCUCCCUGCCAACCGAGGCGCUCAAUUUACAGAACCUUCAGAACGAGAGGAGAAACGCUAACAACUGCCGCCUGAAUCGCGCAAAGCAGACCGCCCCGCAGGACAUCUCCAUCACAGUAUCUGAUGUAAAGAUGUCUAACGAGGAACGAGAGUCUCCAUGUGAGGAGGAGGCGAUGGACGAGUUAUCAUCCUGUCGCCUGAUGCCAUCGAGUUAUCACUCGUAUCGACGGCACUCCUCGCCCUCAGCACUCGGCGAGACCGCGGCUUUUGAAUUUCCCGCAAACAGCUGUGAGGCCAUGAGUCCGACAGAAGAAACAGUAGAUCCAUCCACCAACAAAAACCAAAGCUCUCCUUUCCUUACGUGUGUGACAAACGUUCGGUCUCGUUCUCAGAGCACGGCAUCCGACCUAACCCCCACCCCCAGAGAUAUCUCCACCCCGACCUACCCCUCCCUGUCCUCGUCGCCAGAGGAAGGGUCGUGCUUUCAACUCCAAUCCCCGCCAAGGCGCAUCACUCGACACCGUGCAUGCUCUUCAGGGCACAUCCUCGUAACGUCACCAACUGUUGAUUACGAAGAUCCACCGGAUAUCAUGAGCAGCAGGUGCGUUUCAACUUCGCUCGGCGCUCCGCCCAACACCCCCCUAGUCAAUGCAUCGUCAUCGCAGAACUUAAGGGAGUCGCAUGCCUCGGAUCAGGGGGAGGGCGCGGUCGAGAAGGCGAAGAGGAAGGUUCUGAGUGUGAUGGGCUUCUCUCACGAGGGAGACGAGGUUUUCACCUCACGCCAGCGUUCACCGAGACCUAGGCGAAGAUCGUCUCCCAAUGUGCACCGCGAACGUAGUCCCGAGGUGUUCGACUCCAGCCGGCCACCGCUGGUCAGCGAGGAAGACUUGUCACUCAGUCCUGAACUACCGCGGGCGUGCUUCCCGGCAUCCACUUCGCGCUUCGCUAAAAUCGUCAAAGAUGCCGAGGAACGCCUUGCAGGAAUCACGACAACGCGCCGACCCAGUUCCCCAAGUCUCUUUCCAGAUAGACGGCCAAGGUCUCCCGUUUCACCAUUAGGAUCUCCUCGUUCUCCCCGGUCGCCCCUUUCUCCUUCGACUAAUGCCGGCGUAGUAGUGACUAGUUCCAAGCCCUCGCGUCGCAGGUCAAGCAUAUCACAAGCCGCUGCCGCCUUCGCUGCAGCCACCGCGGGCGCGUCAACCUCACCAAACAAUAUCGCAAGUUCACCGACCAUCCAGAGAUUUCGAUUUGGUUUGACGGUACGCCACAUCCUGUCACAUGACACGCAUCUCGCCACGAUGAGAGUUUUAACAAUAGUCAGACACUGGGUCACAAAGCACCCCGAGGAUUUUGAGACGGACACAGUAUUGAAAGACCAGCUCAUUGCUUUCAUGGAAGAGAUUCUGAACUAUGAGGGUUCUUCGAAUCUUGAACAGCGGUUUGCCGCCGCAAUUAUUCGGACUCUUGGUAUAAAACAGGGCCAGAAGGGCCCCAUGGAGAUGGACCUUGCUCCAGACGAGCAGGUGGACCCGAAUAGCUUCGACAAGAUCUCGUCAUCUCAGCUCGCGGAGCAACUCACCUUUGUGGAGCAUCUACUUUUCUCGCGGGUCCCAGCCCAUGAAUUCUUGAAUCUCGCAUGGAUGAAACAAGAUAAACACAUACGAGCCCCCAACAUCCUACGAGUCAGUCAGCGGUUCAAUGAGACAAGCGCUCUUGUUGCGUCAGAGAUCCUUAAGCGCCAGUCCCCCUCUGCCAGAGCGACCGUCAUCGAGAAAUGGGCGAGUGUUGCCGAGGUGUGCCGUAAUUUGCAUAAUUUCAACUCUGUGCUGGAGAUCACGUCAGCAUUCAUGACCAGCUCUGUGUUCAGACUUAAAAAAACCUGGGAGAAGGUCUCGAAACAGGCCCGCUCGCAAAUCGAAAAGCUCCAAAAGGUCGUUAGUGCUGAAGGAAGGUUCAAGAACAUGCGAGACGCUCUCAGAUGUGCGGACCCUCCGUGUGUCCCGUAUCUCGGGUUCUACCUGACAGACCUCGCCUUUAUCGAAGACGGAACGCCCGACUGCAACGAGGACGGACUUGUGAACUUCUCCAAAAUGAGAAUGAUCGCCCAAGUUAUCCAGGAAAUACGUCACUAUCAGCAGACGCCGUACGCGAUACAGGGUGACCGCAAGGUGAUCCACUACUUGACCGCCAAAGAGCUUUUGAUGGACGAGGACGCUCUCUACCGCACAUCUCUUCUACUCGAACCUCGAAAACGCACUUCUUCUAAAGGAAAAGUCCCCUUUGAAACAGAGAUUUAGAACCGAGAACAUUCGACGAGAAAACUAACGAUAACCUUAGUGUAGAGCACAAUCCAAUUACUAAAUAACCGAUAUUGGGGCAUGCUUAAAGUUCAGCUGAUGAUUGCUCAUGCACCAAUGGUAUUGCUUCUGGAAUCUCUCAACUGGUACGCGGGCUGAGUGUUACAGGACAGGGGAGUGUGACUUCGAGCUCUUUAUAAGAACUUGUAGAUAUCAAAGCGAGUAAGCGUUGAACGAACAUUUUAAGAUAUCUCAAGUUUUUUAA